AUGGUUCCAACAGCAGGUGGACAAUACCACUAUGCUGCCGCCCUAUCUCCACUCAAAUACAGACGCUUGUUUUCGUGGAUCGCAGGCUGGGCCACCAUCUGGAGUUGGCUUUUGUCAGCGCUGACGGGUAUCUUCUCCAAUGCCAUGCAGCUUCAGGCGUACAUCAUUUUAUUUGCUCCAGAUUACAACUAUCAGCGAUGGUACACAAGCUUCAUUGUCAUCGCUAUGAACACCUGCUUUCUCGGGAUUAACAUCCUCGGCACUCGCUGGCUGCAUAGGUUGACAUUUUUUGGUAUCGUGCUGCACAUUGCCGGAUACAUCACUAUCAUCGUUUGCCUGUUGGCGAAGGUGCACCCCAAGAAUACGGCAGAAUAUGUCUUCUCUGACCUGACUAACCUGAGCGUGUGGAAAAGCGACGGGGUCUCGUGGUCAAUCGGCCUAAUGAGCUCUGGCGUGGCUUUUAUUAACUGGGACUCAGCCACGCAUAUGGCGGAGGAGAUGCAGAAUGCCUCAAGGGAUCUUCCACGAGUCCUUUAUGGCUGCGUUGCUCUCUCUGGUCUCCUCACCUUCCCUUGGGUGAUCGCCCUAGCCUUCUGUAUCACGGACAUCCAGGGCCUCGUUAGUCGGCCAGUGGGAAGAAUCUGCCCGUUGGUGCAGCUCGUGUACAACAUUUCAGGUGGCAGUCAGACCAUGACACUCGGAAUCACCUGGUACUUCCUUUUCCUAGGCUUCUUCAUCGGUGGUCCAGGAUGCAUGGCCGCGUCAUCCCGUGUCAUCUGGUCGUUCGCCCGCGAAGGCGGUCUUCCCGAGUGCUUUUCACGUGUUCACGGCAGUCUUGAGGUGCCCGUCAAUGCAUUGUUGAUCUCAUGGGUAGGUAUCUCUGCUCUAGCCUUGAUUUACAUCGGCAACGAGACCGCCCUUUAUGGAAUCGCCUCCGGUGUGAUGGUGAUCAUGAUUUUCUCAUACGCACUGCCCAUCUUCCUCCGAAUUUCCUACGGCUUUGAGCACACAAGCUUGCAGCCCGGUCCAUUCACGCUCGGUGUCCGGAGCAUGCCAAUUAACAUCUUUGCCGCAUGCUGGUGUGUUUACCUCAUCAUCUUCCUGUGCUUCCCCUCUGUCAUCCCUGUCACGCCGCAAAAUAUGAACUACGCUCCGCUUAUCUUCGGCGCAAGAAAGUCUACACUACUCCUGGAAGCCCGAGACAGACUUGGAGGCCACACAUGGCACGCAACCGUCGAUGGCUUCAAUUAUGAGAUGGGUGGGACUUUGAUCCAUUGGCACAUGCCCCAUAUCUACCAUGAGGUCUCUCUGUACGGCCUGCACAACGACUGGAUCUUCACUCAGAACCUAGGUGGAAAGGAAGACUACUUCACUACGAUCACGGGAACUAAGCGAAAUAAAAUGUCGCACAAAGAGGAGGACCGUCUAGACCAGACCCACGACCAGCUAUCGGACGAGGAGGUGAGCGUGUUGACGGCCCAGCUCAUGCAGAUGGGCGGCAAUACCCUAGACAAGAUGGGUCUCGUUGGCGCACUCCGCUGGUGGGCUCUAGGUGGCCACACCCCAACUAGUCUGAAUGACAUUGCCCUCCACACCCGACUUCGUAGUGGAAACACCGAGCUACACCGCCGCAUCUUCGAGCACGCCCUGUCUACCGACAACCUGUCCUACGGGUUCAGCUCCCCUGUUCAGCGUAUCGAGGAUGCUGGAGACAUUGUCACCGUGACGACUAGAGAUGGAAAGAAAUGGAAGGCCAAGUCCGUCAUCUGCACGGUGCCGUUCAACGUCCUGUCCUCUGUCGACUUCAGUCCCCGACUCCCUGAGGACAAGGUCACAGCUCUGCAGCUGCAGUCUGUCAACAAGUGCAACAAGGUCCACGUGGAUAUGAAGGGACCCGACUACCUGUCGUGGGGUUCGAUGGCCACCCCCGGCAAUGGAUUGAUCUCGGCAUUUGGAGAUCAUCUCACCCUCGCAAACGACACUCAUCUGGUAUGCGUCGGUCUUGACCCGGAAUGUUCUACCGGAAUCACGCUCGACAAUCUCGAUACUUUGAAGGAUGCUGUUGUCCAACUCCUGCCCGAGAACAAGCAAGGCGAGGCUGUCAUUAACCGUAUUGUGUCUCAUGAUUGGAACAAGGACGAGUUUGAAAAUGGUACUUUGUUCUUCCCUCCCCCCAACGCCACAGCAAAGUAUCUCCCCGUCCUACAAAGGCCACAUGGCAACGUCUUCUUUGCCAGCGCAGAUUGGUCGGAUGGUUGGUGUGGUUGGACUGAUGGCGCUGUCCAGAGCGGUAUGCAGACAGCGCACCAGUUCAUUCUGGAGCAAAAGAAGGCUCCAGUUGUAAAAAAGAAGGCUCUGCUUAAGGGUCAGUCUAUUGACCUUUCCAUUGACCUCUCCAAAGGUAUUGUGCGAUGCGUCAUCUAA
Molecule: messenger RNA, 2424 nt
Organism: Penicillium vulpinum
Lineage: Eukaryota; Fungi; Ascomycota; Eurotiomycetes; Eurotiales; Aspergillaceae
Product: Amino acid/polyamine transporter I
Exons: 5
Coding region: 1-2424 (807 amino acids)
Biological process (GO): transmembrane transport
Cellular component (GO): membrane
Molecular function (GO): transmembrane transporter activity; oxidoreductase activity
Source: RefSeq, a predicted model, not a curated record